Messenger RNA from Macrosiphum euphorbiae (potato aphid), 699 nucleotides. Lineage: Eukaryota; Metazoa; Arthropoda; Insecta; Hemiptera; Aphididae. The record is from the annotation of a GenBank genome assembly.
AUGGCGUUGAGCACAACGACCAGCCAACCGGUACAGAACAACGUCCAAUCGUCACCAGGAACCGGGUGGCCUAGGCGCACCGCUCCAGUCAAAUCGUCUACUUGCCCGUCGCUCAACAGACAUAUAAAUUUGUAUCCUCUAUCAAAUUAUAAAUUUGGUACAAAAGAACCUUUAUUUGAAAAAGAUCCAUCUGUACCAGCUAGAUUUCAACGAAUGCGUGAUGAAUUUGAAAAAAUUGGUAUGCGCCGAAGUGUUGAAGGCGUUUUAAUAGUUCAUAAACAUGGGUUGCCGCAUGUUUUAUUAUUGCAGUUGGGCACAACAUUUUUUAAAUUGCCAGGUGGAGAACUAAAUCCAGCAGAAGAUGAGGUGGAAGGACUUAAACGAUUACUAACUGAAACUUUAGGCAGGCAAGAUGGUGUUCAGCCAGAAUGGACUGUUGAAGAUACCAUUGGCAAUUGGUGGCGACCUAACUUUGAACCUCCAACUUAUCCAUAUAUACCACCACACAUAACUAAGCCCAAGGAACAUAAAAGACUUUUCUUAGUUCAGCUACCUGAUAAAGCAUUGUUUGCUGUGCCGAAAAAUUACAAAUUGGUUGCAGCCCCUUUGUUUGAGCUGUUUGAUAACGCUCAAGGAUAUGGAUCUAUUAUUUCCUCAUUGCCUCAAGCACUCGGAAGAUUCAACUUCAUUUAUAUGUAA